This is a messenger RNA of Bactrocera latifrons, 482 nucleotides long. Its product is annotated as histone chaperone ASF1-like. The transcript is spliced from 2 exons. The record is from RefSeq and is a predicted model, not a curated record. Lineage: Eukaryota; Metazoa; Arthropoda; Insecta; Diptera; Tephritidae. The coding region runs from base 54 to 308 and encodes 84 amino acids.
UCGGAAGCCUAUGACAGACAGUACUUUAUUGUGUUAACACUUGUGUCAGCGAAAUGUUCAAGAAAUUCCUUUGUUUGUGUCUGCUAAUUGGCGCUUUCGCUGUGUUCAACGAAUUGCCCAGCGCCAGUGCUUUACCAAAAGACGACGAAGAUAAAGAGCCAAAUUCGAUAGAGGAACCUGCAGAUGAAGAAGUUGGUGAGGAGGAUGAGGAGCCAGAAGCACCUGCUGAAGAAGACUCAGAAGAAGAUCUUCCCUUAGAUGAAGAGUCGGACGAAGCAGAGAGUGAAUCACCGCUAUCAUGUGAAUAAUGAUGAAGCUACUUAACGGACAAAGCAGUUAUAUGAAAAGUGGAUCUUGAAAUUUAUAAGUAGUAGAAAUAUGUUUUAUGUAUCUAAAAUAAGUAAAAUUUGACAAAGGAUAUUUUUUUUAUAAAACUGAAGAGCUUGACCCAAAUACAUGACAACAAUACCCGCUCAAGUUAA